CAAACCCCAAUGCUUUGUUCCUCUUUCCUUUCUUUUCCUUCCCCCACUAAUUACUAGUAACAUAGAAGAGUCUGGUCUGGUCUUUAUCACCUUUUUAAAUUUUAAAACUAAAAAUAUAAUUAAAGUAGCUGUCUAGCUAGGGCCUUUUUCCAGGUGUCGAUCUAUAUAUAUAUAUAUCGCUCAGAUUACAAGUAUAGAUUUUUAAUCACAAGUUAUUGUUCACAUACUGUUUUGAUGAUGGAUGAAUUGAGCAAACUUCAUUCUGCUAUUGUUUGUUCACACAGUAGACGACAACAAGAGGUUGAGGUUGAGGCUGAGGCCGGGCCGACAAUUGUUAAUAACACUACUACUAGUUUUGCUGCUGUUCAUCAUCACUAUUGUCAAUUAGAAGCAGCUGUUGCUGCUGAUCAUAAUCAUCAUCAAAAUAAUAGUAAAUCCACCACCAAUAUGUCAGAUCUUAUUAAAGCUCAGAUUGCAAAUCAUCCUCUUUAUCCUAACUUACUUUCUGCUUACCUUCAAUGUCGUAAGGUUGGAGCACCGCAAGAAAUGACAUCAAUUCUCGAUGAAAUUAGCAAAGAGAACACCUUGAUAUCCAGCUCACGUCACACUAGUGAAAUUGGAGCUGAUCCAGAACUUGAUGAGUUUAUGGAAUCAUAUUGUGCGGUACUCGUGAAAUACAAAGAGGAGUUUUCAAAACCGUUUGAUGAAGCUACAAGUUUCUUGCAUAACAUAGAGUCACAGCUCAGUUCCCUAUGCAAAGAUAAUUUAAUCACUUCCACAAGUUUCAACAAUUAUAUAUCUGAUGAAGCAGGUGGUACCUCAGACGAGGAUGUAGGCUGUGAGGAGAUGGAAGCAGCAGAUAGUCAAGAAUCUCCUGCUAACUGUGAAGGCGAUAAUGAGCUAAAAGAAAUGCUGAUGCGCAAAUAUAGUGGCUAUCUUAGCAGUUUGAGAAAGGAAUUUCUGAAGAAGAGGAAGAAAGGCAAAUUACCUAAGGAAGCAAGAAUCGUAUUGCUGGACUGGUGGAAGAAUCACUAUCGAUGGCCUUAUCCCACGGAAGAAGAGAAAAAUAGGUUAUCGGAGAUGACAGGGCUAGACCAGAAGCAGAUAAACAACUGGUUCAUAAACCAAAGGAAGCGACACUGGCGCCCAUCGGAAGACAUGAAAUUUGCUCUAAUGGAAGGUGUAAGUGCUGGAUCGAUGUAUUUUGAUGGAUCUGGAGGUACUGGAAAUAUUGGCUCUUGAAAAUGACAAAACAAAAAAAAAAAUGGAACCUCCUGCUAGCUAACACUUAGUGUAUAGUGUGACAGAAAGUAUGUGUUUUGAAGUUCAUAAAUCAACAAUUGGUAAUCAUAUACUCUCGUCUCUCUUCCUAUUUUUAGAGCUAACAAACGAGUUUGAAAUUUAUUUUGGUUUAUAGAAUCACACUAGUUUAUUUUUAUGUGAUCAUUCAAGAGAUAUUAUUACCUAUAAAUAAGUCAUUUUAUUAGAGUAGAAGAAA
Solanum pennellii is the source of this 1498-nucleotide messenger RNA. RefSeq names its product homeobox protein knotted-1-like 1. Bases 235 to 1242 code for a protein of 335 amino acids. Gene Ontology annotation, biological process: regulation of DNA-templated transcription. The record is from RefSeq and is a predicted model, not a curated record. The transcript has 5 exons. Gene Ontology annotation, cellular component: nucleus. Gene Ontology annotation, molecular function: DNA-binding transcription factor activity, RNA polymerase II-specific; DNA binding. NCBI's taxonomy places the organism in Eukaryota, Viridiplantae, Streptophyta, Magnoliopsida, Solanales, Solanaceae.